Molecule: messenger RNA, 1614 nt
Organism: Botrytis fragariae
Lineage: Eukaryota; Fungi; Ascomycota; Leotiomycetes; Helotiales; Sclerotiniaceae
Exons: 2
Coding region: 1-1614 (537 amino acids)
Source: RefSeq, a predicted model, not a curated record
AUGAAUUAUGAGGAGUUUCCCACAGAGAAUGGGACUGUUCCCGAAACUGCCAGGCGGAAAAUCUCACCCAUGAGUUUCAUGGCUCAUAAACUAAGAGAAUUAAUACGACCCAGUCGACUCCGUAGUCGUAUCUUCUUCUCUCUAAUUUUCAUAUCUUCUGUGAUUCUCAUUGUUCUUGGUAAAUGGCAUGCAUAUAAAAUCCAACACUCAGCAUCACAACUAGGCUCCUACGUUCCUGAAACAUUAGCAGGAGCUUUCAUACCAUCCGCUACCAACGAAAGCUCUGAAUGGGACGAUACUAUUUCUGUCCCUAGCAAUGAAAACAAUACCAAUACCAAUACAGAUACAAACCCAAAAUUUCAUCUUAUAAUCCCCGCCCGCAAGAAAUCACUGAAUCUUUGCAAAACUCUCCUUGCAGCAUCUAUUCUAAAUUACCCACCCCCAACACUCCUGGGCUUCAAAUUGGAAUCGGACGAAACCAAAGAGAAAGUAAAAGAAACUUCCACGCUACAAGAAGUACAAGACACGCUUGAUUUUCUCAAUGGGAAAUAUAUGCACGAUGAUGAUUUAGUGCUACUUUUAAAUGCGAAUACGUGGCUGCAACUUCCGGGCGAAAUUAUCAUUGGAAGAUUUUUGCGGAAUAGGAGGGAAGUGAAUGAGAAAUUACGUGAAGAAUAUGGUGUUGAGAGGGGUACGGAGGUGGAUACUGGAACCAUAAGGAAAUCGGGACAGCAGAAAUAUACACAGAAAGUACUUUUUUCCGCGAGGAAAGAUUGUGCUGUGAUGGAUAGGGGUGAGCGAGGAGAUGCAGAAGAGGGGAUGGGGGAAUCUUGUUAUGGGGAUGUGAUUCCCCAAUUUCCCUUCUUGAAUAAUAAAGGAGGAAAGAUAGAUCAAUAUAGGGAGUCCCCUCGCUUUAUCGAAAGCUCAUUAGCGAUGGGAAAAGUGCGGGAUAUCAAAGCACUUUGGAGUCGAGCGUGGGAGAUUGCGCAAGAGCGGGAUGGGGAUGGGAAAGGAAAAGGAAAAGAAAGAAAGGGGUAUUCGAUGCAGGAGAUUAUGACGCAGAUUUUUGGAGAACAGGAAGGGGGAAGGGUUGAGAGACGGAGGGCAGAGGAGUGGAGAUGGAGGGAGUGGUUGGAGGGGAUCUUGGGGGUAUCGAUUGCUGGAGAGGGGAAGGGAAGGAGAAGAUGGAGAAAUGGGAAUGGAAAUGGAAAUCGGACGUUGGGGGUAGGAGGGAAUAGUGAGAGGGGUGAUGGAGAGUUUGGAAUCGGAGUAGAUUAUACGUCGGGAAUUUUUCACACGGUAGGAAAAUCGGGGGAGGAAUUGAAGGUUACAUCGUUUAGUGAGAAAGCGGAGGAGAAGGAGAAGCAGAUCGUGAGCAGGAGAGGAGUUAUCAAUAGGCCAGUGAAAGAUAUCGCGAUGUCAUCUGCAGAAUUCGAAAACGUCCCCGGACCGCUGGAUUUAUGCGGCGCUCCAGAUAUAGAUAAAGACGCAGAUAAAGAUAAAGAUGUCAGUCAAUCGGUCAAAGAUCUCAAAACUGCAAGAGGGAAAAACGUUUCGUGGAUUCUAUACCACUUCUUACAUAUAGCAAUGGAGAUGGUGAUUCCCGGGGGUUAA